Messenger RNA from Phyllostomus discolor (pale spear-nosed bat), 1162 nucleotides. It is a transcript of the gene C13H5orf58, whose product is annotated as chromosome 13 C5orf58 homolog. The transcript is spliced from 4 exons. Bases 784 to 1029 code for a protein of 81 amino acids. Lineage: Eukaryota; Metazoa; Chordata; Mammalia; Chiroptera; Phyllostomidae. The record is from RefSeq and is a predicted model, not a curated record.
GCGUCCACAGAGCACUGCAAAUGAAGGAGACUUAGGAAGAGAUGGGAUAUUGGAGAGCACAUGAUCUUAGGUUCUGCAAAGGAUGGGACAGACCUAUCCCACCAGGGGUGUGAGUGAUGAUGGUUUUAUAUGAUACACAGGUGCUAAAAAUCACGUAAUCACACAGUGCGAGGUGUUCCUUCCCAAUUCUUGCAGUCCUGAUUACAUCAAGAAGCGAGUUUCAGUUUCUGACAGACUCCCUUUAACCUUUCUCUAACACGCAAUAAAAACCCAUUUUAACAAAGCAGAGCAGGCCGCAGGAUCAUAGCCAUUAAUAGGCGAGAAUAUCCUGAUGAUUAAAAGUAAUGUUUUAUUUUCAUGGUUUUUAUCUUUCUUGUGACCUUCUGUUUAUAUCUUCUUCCAUUUACAUUGGUGAUAGAAAGCUUUUCCAGUAGACUUAAAUGUUAAAAGGAAGUAAAUUUAAAAUAUGCAGGUAAUAAUGAAAUAGUUGAUGCACAGUGGCUCCAUAGCGAAUGAAAUUUAGGACACACUGAUCUAGACCAUUCCUUUUACGAGGAAGCAGAUGGGGAAACUGAGGUUCAGAGAAAGAAAGGUUCCCUCUUCUAAGCUUCCAUGGCUGGCUAUCCUGAGGACUGAUGCUCAGCUCUCCCCCGUGCCUCCUCACCUGUCUGACUCUGCACCAGACAACAAAUUCUUGUGCUAAACUGAAGUGGCUCCGAAGUGCGGGAGAGAAAUAGGAUCAGUCCCUCUGGCUCAGGAAAAGGUGGAGGCAAGGAAAUAAAGAUGUUGAAGAAUGAUGUUGCUGGCCAUAAGCUAAAUGUGGAAGCCAUAAUCAAAAAUAUUAAUACAAUUUCUUUGGAGUUGAAGAAGAUGAAAGAGCUCUCCCAGCUGCUGCUGUGUGACCUCACCCUGCAUUUUACUCGUCCUGGGAAGACAGAGGACUUCAGGGAAACAGUAGGAAGCAGCAGCCCCUUCGAAGCGUUUACAAUAUCAGAUGUAGCCCUUGCUUCUAACAGUGUUCCCCCCUAGUUUCUUACUUGUCUGCUGUGAAUUUAUAACUGUGUUGUUGAAUUAACAGAUAUCUGGGAGAACUGAGUUUACUAACGUAUUUAAUAUAACGUAAAUAUUGUUGAGUUGAAAAUAAUCAUUUCAUGUUCCUGAA